Molecule: messenger RNA, 1604 nt
Organism: Pogonomyrmex barbatus (red harvester ant)
Lineage: Eukaryota; Metazoa; Arthropoda; Insecta; Hymenoptera; Formicidae
Product: WD repeat domain phosphoinositide-interacting protein 4
Molecular function (GO): protein binding
Source: RefSeq, a predicted model, not a curated record
GUUUUCUUUCUCUCUCUCUCUUUCUCUCUGUAUCAUGCUUUCGGUGUGAAAAAGCACUUGUUGACUGUAAAUAAAAUAGAAGUGUUGAAAUUUGAAUAGAUUUAUAUUUACGACAUACUUUUUGAUUGUGUACCAUGAAUUUAAAACUGCUACUAAAGAUCAAUUUUUCCUGAAGAAAGAAGAGAAUUCUAAAUUUUAUUAAUAGAAUUGCUUCUAUUAGCACCGUCGACGCUUUGUUAACUAUUUACAAUAGUCACGAUGGCUGCGAGAGGCAUUCAUAGCCUGAGAUUCAAUCAGGAUCAAGGUUGUUUUACAUGCUGCAUGGAGUCUGGAUUAAGAAUCUAUAAUGUUGAUCCGUUGGUUGAGAAAGCACAUUUCGAUAAUGAUUUAAUGGGAAGCAUCUCCAUGGCCGAGAUGCUCUGGAGAACAAAUGUGAUUGCCGUGGUAGGUGGUGGAAAUCGUGCUAAGUUUGCUGACAACACUGUCCUGAUCUAUGACGAUCUGUCAAAAAAGUUUGUCAUGGAGGUCACUUUCACCAGUCUCAUUAAAGCGGUUAGACUGCGAAGAGAUAAAAUGAUUGUGGCGCUGCAGCGAGAAAUUCAUGUCUUUUCAUUUCCUACACCUGUACGAAGGUUGUUGACACUCGAAACAAGAGAUAAUCCAACAGGCUUGGUAGAAAUAGCGACAUUUGUGACAGCACAGAGACAAUUAUUGGCCUUUCCUGGUCAUAAACUUGGUAGUGUACAGUUGGUGGAUCUUAGUGCUACUGAGGCUGGUAGCUCCAGUGCUCCUAUUACUCUUUCAGCACAUCAGGGUGCAUUGGCAUGUCUAGCAGUUAAUGGAAAUGGUACUAUGAUCGCGACUGCAUCUGUUCAGGGGACCUUAAUCAGAGUAUGGGAUUCUGUGCGCAGAAAUUUAUUAGUUGAAUUGAGGCGCGGUGCUGAUCCUGCUACACUUUACUGCAUAACAUUCAGCAGAGAUUCGGAAUUCUUGUGUGUAUCAAGUGAUAAAGGAACAGUACAUAUAUUUGCCUUGAAAAAUACUAGCUUGAAUCGGCGAUCUACCUUUUCAAACAUGGGUUUUCUGGGUAAUUAUGUCGAGAGCCAGUGGGCAUUGGCUACCUUCACAGUACCUCCAGAAUGCGCGUGCGUUUGCGCGUUUGGCACGCAUAAUUCUGUAAUAGCUGUAUGUAUGGACGGAACAUUUCACAAAUAUGUAUUCACCGCGGAAGGAAAUUGCAAUCGACAAGCAUUUGAUGUCUUCCUUGAUGUGUGUGAUGACGAUGAUUUUUAACACACGGCCUGUUACUUGCGCAUAUGUGUAUAGUCGUAAGACUAUGUGCUUGCAACGAAAUUUCUAGUCGUUUUACGAGCGGAAUUUCUUAUAUGUGAUAAUUGUACAGGUAAUCGAAUCGUCGAUUACGUGGAAAGUGCACAAGCCAUGUGCCAUAGAAAGUUAAUAUCCCAUGGAGUCCCAUCUUUGCAAAUUCUUGAAUGCAAGUUUUUUUUAUGACUUAUGUACUUUCCAUAAUUAUACAAAUUUAAUAAAUAGUAACAUUUAUUUUGUACAGUAAACAAUCCAUUAAAUUUUAUAUUGAUCACCUA